AUGUAAGGAAACUGAGCAGCUCGGUGGCAGUGAGGUUGUUGACGUCGGUUAGUCACUAAGGGGGAUAUCUCCAUGCUCAGCUCUGCUUUGGCUAAACAACUCACUUGGGAUGUAAGGAUAGAAGAAACGUCAGUUAAUUAUAGGCACAAUGAAUCACAUGAUGGGUGCUGUCUUUGCUCUGGCAAAACCCACAGUGAAACAUUUCCCAGCACUCUGCCGACAAACAUCAACUGCCGUGGUUAUAGUGCAACAAGAAAAGCAUGUAGCCAAUGCUAUUCCCAAAGGAGACCAUUUUGUGUGCUGCUACAAAAAUGUUAGAUGUUACAGUUUAAGGUCAAAUAGUUAUACAAAACCGCACCAAAGAAAGAGGCACAUGCUAAUGCACCUGAGGGCAUUGACUUGCCCAGCUCCUGGUGAUGCUUUGGAUGAAAAGGGAGAUCAAGUGUCAGUUGAAGUAGUUGAAGAUGUUCUGCCUGUGAGACUUGAGGAAGGGGACUGGACAGAUGAGAUGCAGUGGAUAAGAAGUCAAGAAAACAAUUCUGUCCUGCUGCCACCCAAGGAUGUUUCAGAUAUUGAUGUCCUGGCUCCUGAACUACGACCCACCUUCAACCUGGCUGCAUAUGUCAACAAGUCUGCCACACUACAGCAGCUGGUGAAGCUUGGUGUGGACCUCAGCACCUGGGAUGCACGUAAAGAUGUCAACAGUUUCAUUCUGCCUCUGGAUUUUGAGAGAGAUAUGAAGAAGUACAUAGUGUUCCUGCAUGACUUGGGGAUUUCAGCCGAUGAUCUUGGGAGGUGGCUGACUGUCAAUCCAUACAUCUUCCAGCAAAACAUAGAAGACCUUGAGGCUAGAACUAAUUACCUGGAAUUCAUGAAGUUCAGUGAGGAAGACAUAGCUCGGAUCAUCUCAAAGAAUCCCUACUGGCUGCUGUUUAGCACUGUUCGAAUAGACAGACGCUUGGGGAUAUUUCAGCAGUCCUUUGAACUCACUGAUCAUGAAGUGCGCUAUUUGGCAACAAAACAGCCUCGGCUCAUCACGUACAGCCAUUCCAGUAUUAAGAUGACAACAUUUUCUGUGGUGGAGGAAAUGGGUUUUGAAAAGAGUGAAGUGAAGAGCCUGUUGCUUGCUAAGCCCAAGAUUUGGAUGGCAAGUAGGGGUGCUUUGGUGAGAAGAUUUGAUUUUGCUCACAACCACAUGGGAUUGUCACACCAGCAAAUAGUUCAGUUUCCUCAUGUGCUCUUAACAAGAGACUUCAGAAUCAGGCAGCGCCAUGGGUUUCUCAAACUCCUUGGCCGGGACCAGUAUGAUCCCUCCAAACCUAACUAUGUGUCCCCACUGGCACUGGUGUCAGGUACAGAUGCUGAGUUUUGCCUCACCCUCGCCAAGUCCUCAGUGCAAGCCUUUAAUGACUUUCUGAAAACAAUGUAGUAUUUUCAUCAUGUCUCUGCUUUACUGUAAAUAUGUAUUGAGAUACAUAUUCUGUACACUUUAUAAUAAUGUACAUAUUUUUGGAGAUUUCUCGCAUGUAUCGUUGGUAACACUGACUUGUACUC
Molecule: messenger RNA, 1554 nt
Organism: Scylla paramamosain (green mud crab)
Lineage: Eukaryota; Metazoa; Arthropoda; Malacostraca; Decapoda; Portunidae
Gene: mTerf3
Product: transcription termination factor 3, mitochondrial-like
Exons: 7
Coding region: 149-1429 (426 amino acids)
Biological process (GO): mitochondrial transcription; mitochondrial ribosome assembly; regulation of DNA-templated transcription
Cellular component (GO): mitochondrion
Molecular function (GO): double-stranded DNA binding
Source: RefSeq, a predicted model, not a curated record